Messenger RNA from Pyrus x bretschneideri (Chinese white pear), 2013 nucleotides. Its product is annotated as putative disease resistance protein At3g14460. The record is from RefSeq and is a predicted model, not a curated record. NCBI's taxonomy places the organism in Eukaryota, Viridiplantae, Streptophyta, Magnoliopsida, Rosales, Rosaceae. Bases 1 to 2013 code for a protein of 670 amino acids. The transcript has a single exon.
AUGGAUGCUUAUGAACAAGAGGCCAAUGAGUUAAGGUUGAAAAGGAGAAACAGUAUGGAUGGUUCAAGAAAUGAAAGAUCUGAGAUGGUUGUAUUCGAGAUGCUGCAACCUCAUAAAAAUAUAAAAAAAGUUACGAUUGAAGACUAUGGAGGCACAAAAUUCCCCAGUUGGAUUGCGUCCCCAUUGUUCUCCAAUAUUCUAUAUUUAAAGCUCAUCAACUGCAGGAAGUGUACACGACUGCCGGCACUCGGGCAACUUCCUUCACUAAAAGACCUCAUUGUUGAAGGGAUGGAGGGCAUAACAAGUAUAGGCGCCGAGUUCUAUGGGGAUUACCAUUCAUCUGUCCUUCCAUUUCCGUCGUUGGAGACCCUAAAAUUUGACUACAUGAUAAACUGGGAGGAGUGGUCUUCUUCUGGGGUUGAAGGACGGGAAGAUUUCUGUUGCCUGAAAAAGAUUGAAAUUCUAAACUGUCCAAAGCUCAAAAAGUUCUCUCAGAACUUCUCAGCCUUGAGAAAAAUGAGAAUUAAGUGGUGUGAGGAAUUGAUUGCUCUUCCAAGCCUUUCAAAGACAGAUAAUCGUUUAGAGCAACGCGGAGAAUUCCCUAACCUCCUUGAGCUUUUUAUAUGGACAUGUCCCAACCUAAGGGAAUUACCUAGCAUAUUUCCGUCUCUGCAAGUCCUCGAGAUAAAUGGAUGUCAAGAACUAACAGAGCUGCCCAAGCUCCCUUUGAUCAGGGAGUUGGAACUUAAAAAGUGCAAUGAGGAGAUACUACGAAGUAUAGUUGGACUUUCCUCGCUGACCUACUUGCAUUUGCAUCAAAUUCCCGGGCCAACACGUCUACUUGAAGGGUUUCUACAACACUUGACAGCUCUUGAAGAGUUGAAGAUUGUGCAUCUCAGCGAGAUGGUCACUUUGUCUAAUGAGAUUGGAUUGCGAAAUCUCAUGCACCUCCAACGCUUGGAAAUUUCAGGAUGUCCAUUCUUACAGGAGUUGCCACAAUGCUUGCACCAACUCUCAUCUCUUAAGGAGUUUAAAGUUUGGAGAUGUCCUUCACUUGUAUGCUUUCCGGAAACAGGUUUUCCUUCCACGCUUAGAGGCCUUGAGAUCAAGGGUUGUGAUGCUCUCCAACUCCUACCAGAAUGGAAGAUGCAGAACAGUAAUGACUUGUGUUUUCCGCUUGAGUACUUGGUAAUUGAAGGCUGUUCUUCUCUGAAGUCGUUUCCGAAAGGUGAGCUUCCCAGCACACUCAAAGAACUUGAAAUCCAAAACUGCAAAAAUUUGGAAUCCCUUCCAAAGGACAUGAUUCACAAUAAUAGUUCUCUUGAAUUUCUUAAGAUUUCCGGGUGUCCUUCUGUUACAUCCUUUCCGAGAGGUACUUUUGGUCUCCCUGCAGUAACAUCCGGCGUAGUCAUGAACCUUAAACAGCUCAUCAUCAAUGACUGCACCAACCUCCAGUUCUUACCUGAAGGUCUGCACAACCUUGUACAUCUCAAUAAUUUGGCAAUUACUGAGUGUCCACUUGUCGAGUCUAUCGCGGAAUUUGACCUACCCAACUCCAUGCUGAAAGCAAUUAAAGUUUCUGAUUGUAGAAGCCUCAAGUCCCUACCAAAACGUAUGCACAACCUCACGUCUCUUCAAGAACUAUGCAUAGAAAGUUGCCCUAGUCUCGUCUCAUUUCCAGAUGGUGGAUUGCCAACUAAUCUAUCUUCAUUGUCGAUCAUGGAUUGUGAAAACUUCAAGCCUUCGUUCGAGUGGGGGCUGCACAGACUCACUUGUCUCACCAACCUCGCCUUUGGUGGUUGUCAAGGACUGGUGUCAUUCCCAGAGGAUUGGCUGUUGCCUAUCAGUUUAUCCUCUCUUCAGCUUCAGCGACUGCCAAAUCUCAAGUUCCUACCCAACAGAUUUCACAAUCUCACCUCUCUCGAUAAUCUGGAAAUAUCGGAAUGUGACAUACCUCAAACCUUGUUUGAAGAGGAGCAACCGAAGAUGCUUCAAAAUUUUGAAAUUCUGUGA